UAGAAUCAAGUCGCUAGGACCCGUGGCUAAAAAUAAUAAAUUCAACAUGAAGUAAACAACGCCAAAGUCACUCUGUGCAUAAAUAAUUUUUAAGUCUCACAUUAAAAAUGAUUCGACAAGCAAGAAUAGCACUGCUUAGUUUCGCAACAGGAGCGAGUCUCGUUUUCUUCCCUGUCUUAUUUACUUUUAUUCCGUUUUUAAGUUUUUUGUGGCAAGAUUUUUGGCAUGGAAUCCUGAUGAUACAUUUCCUAGUGUGCAAUGGAGCAUUCUCUGCAGUAUACGUCCAUCAAAGGGAUUCUUAUAGGAUAUCAGUGAGGGCUGGGAACCUUGGUUUUGUAUUUGGCCUCAGCUUUCUUAUCAGUUUAUAUAGCUGGCACUGGUGCCACUUUGGCUGGUACCUAAUGGCCUUAACCUUCUUCCACUGGUCUGAAUAUGAAACCACAGCCUUGACCAACCCAUCAUCCUUAACACUGGAUUCAUUUUUACUUGACCACAGUCUGGAAUACAAACUGGCAGCAGUGGCCUCAUGCUGUGAAUACAUUUUGGAAUCCUACCUGUUUCCAGAACUGAAAGAGCUUUGGUGGGUGAGUGUGCUCGGUGCUACCCUGACUAUAGGGGGUGAGAUGUUGCGCAAGUCAAGCAUGUUCACUGCCCGCACCAACUUCAACCAUCACAUACAGCACACAAAGCAGGACGGUCACACCCUGGUGACUAGAGGGGUCUACCGUUUGUUCCGUCACCCGAGUUAUGUUGGUUGGUUUGCCUGGAGCAUUGGGACUCAGAUUAUGCUGUGCAAUCCAAUCUGUCUUAUCGGCUACACCAUUGUGUCUUGGAAGUUUUUCAAUGAAAGAAUUCACGAAGAGGAGAUUUACCUGCUCAACUUUUUUGGAGAAGAUUACCUGGACUACCAGAAGCGUGUGCCCACAGGAAUACCUUUCAUCUAUGGCUACAACCCCUCAUGAUGAGUACUGCUUUAGUCCCUGUAGUAUUUUUUUAAUAAUUGUGACAACAGGAGAGACCUUGUCCUGUGUUUGAAUAUAUUUAAACUUUUUAUUUUCGCUGAUGUUUUCAUGUGUUGGAAGGAAGUGAUUUUAUUCAGAGACGUGCCUUGCUUGAUCUGUAAUGUGUGUUGGUCCUUGAUAG
This is a messenger RNA of Physella acuta, 1143 nucleotides long. RefSeq names its product protein-S-isoprenylcysteine O-methyltransferase-like. Gene Ontology annotation, molecular function: protein C-terminal S-isoprenylcysteine carboxyl O-methyltransferase activity. Gene Ontology annotation, biological process: C-terminal protein methylation. Lineage: Eukaryota; Metazoa; Mollusca; Gastropoda; Physidae. Gene Ontology annotation, cellular component: membrane; endoplasmic reticulum. The record is from RefSeq and is a predicted model, not a curated record.